GCACGCUCUCCUCUUCUUCUCCAAAGCAACCACACCUCCCUCCGUGUCUCAGUAGCCUCUACUCGCUCGUGCUUUGGGCGAUUCCAUUCCAUCCGAGGAGAGAAGAGGAGAGGAGGAGGCGGCGGAGGAGAAGUUUGGUAGGGAGAUCGAUGGGGCUGUCGUUCGGGACGCUGUUCGGGGCGCUGUUCGCCAAGAAGGAGAUGCGGAUCCUGAUGGUCGGCCUCGACGCCGCCGGGAAGACCACCAUCCUGUACAAGCUGAAGCUCGGCGAGAUCGUCACCACCAUCCCCACCAUCGGGUUCAACGUGGAGACAGUAGAGUAUAAGAACAUCAGCUUCACUGUUUGGGAUGUUGGUGGCCAGGACAAGAUAAGGCCUUUGUGGAGGCACUACUUCCAGAACACUCAGGGCCUUAUCUUUGUUGUUGACAGCAACGACAGAGACCGUAUUGCUGAGGCAAGAGAUGAGCUCCACAGGAUGCUGAAUGAGGAUGAGCUGCGCAAUGCUGUAUUGCUUGUUUUUGCUAACAAGCAAGAUCUUCCCAAUGCCAUGAAUGCUGCUGAAAUAACAGAUAAGCUUGGUCUACACUCUCUGCGUCAGCGACACUGGUAUAUCCAGAGUGCUUGCGCCACAAGUGGAGAGGGUCUGUAUGAAGGGCUGGACUGGCUCUCCAACAACAUAGCCAGCAAGUCCUGAAGGCUUCCAAUGGAUUGGCAGGGCCGCAGAAGCAACUAGCGGCUGGACAAAUGACUGGAAUAUGUAGGCAUGUUAAAAUGCUGCCAGAGUGUUGACAUGUCUUUGUAAGCUCUAUCUUUGAGCAGUUAUCACACUGUUACUAUGUUGUAUCAAUGAUUGAAUGUACACACGAGGAAAACCUUUAUGCUAUAGUGAAAAUGAUGCCAUGUCAGGUGUCCCUGAGCCUGAUGAGUGAUGAUGAUCCUGCCCCGGUUUUGUGAACCGAAA
This is a messenger RNA of Triticum dicoccoides, 962 nucleotides long. RefSeq names its product ADP-ribosylation factor 1-like. The transcript has 6 exons. The record is from RefSeq and is a predicted model, not a curated record. Lineage: Eukaryota; Viridiplantae; Streptophyta; Magnoliopsida; Poales; Poaceae. Gene Ontology annotation, molecular function: GTP binding; GTPase activity. Bases 150 to 695 code for a protein of 181 amino acids.